Messenger RNA from Paracoccidioides brasiliensis Pb18, 351 nucleotides. RefSeq lists its product as uncharacterized. The record is from RefSeq and is a predicted model, not a curated record. Bases 1 to 351 code for a protein of 116 amino acids. The transcript is spliced from 2 exons.
AUGUCAUCACCCCGUGUGACUGCAAGGGGAGCAGCACUCCAAGGUCUCAAACCGACAAUGGUGGAAAGCCGCAAAAGUCGAUGGAGUUAUGGGAUUGGGGUACAUCGAGCUUUUGAUCCUGACCUCGACAGCGAUGGAAAUGAGGACAGCUUCCCGGCAAAUGGAAUGCGCGUUACAGGAUGUAUCCAAUGGCUUAUCAGAUGGGAUGACAACGUCAAAGAGAAGGCCAAAUGGAUCCACGGAUGUAUAACCAUGAAAAGAACCGGCAGUGCUACAGAGACUGUUGGUGACCGACCUUCUGUUGAAUUGCCCCAGGGGGAAAAGUUAACGACACAGGCAAGUCCAGGUUAA